Molecule: messenger RNA, 228 nt
Organism: Malassezia globosa CBS 7966
Lineage: Eukaryota; Fungi; Basidiomycota; Malasseziomycetes; Malasseziales; Malasseziaceae
Exons: 1
Coding region: 1-228 (75 amino acids)
Source: RefSeq, a predicted model, not a curated record
AUGCAGCGUAUCAUCGAGCAGAAGCAAAUGAAAGACUUUAUGGGGCUGUACUCGGGCCUCGUCGAGCGCUGCUUCUCUGGCUGCAUCAACGACUUUACGUCGCGCGCCCUCACGACCAAAGAGACUGAGUGUGUGUCUCACUGCACGCAAAAGUUCCUGAAACACUCGGAACGUGUGGGAGCACGCUUCUCUGAGGAGAAUGCUCGUCUCAUGGGUCAGCAGCAGUAA